UAGUUUUCUUAGAACUUAGUAAGCCAUUUCCAAUUUUUGCUUAAUGCUCAAAAUACACAUACAUAAAAAACAAAAAAACAACAACAAAAUCUCGUACAUUUUCUACAAUAAUUCGACUGUUUCUCGAUUUGAGAGCUGAGAAUUCGCCCGAAUCGAGAAACCGCCAAUCCCAAACAGACGAAUAUAUACCGAAAACUAUGCAUACCAUAAGUCAUAAGAAUCUAACUGUCGAGGAGGUGGAAGAGGUCCACAAGUGGCUCAAGGAGAACAAUAUCAAUAUACAGAAAUUGCGUCGCGAUUUCUCGGAUGUGAUGCCACUGGCCGAGCUCCUAAAACGGGCCUAUCCCCGCAUAGUCGAUCUCUAUAAUUACCCCAAGAAGAACAGUGUCCAUCUGAAGAUAAUCAAUUGGGAGACGUUCAAUUUCAAGGUGCUGGCCAAGUUCAAUUUGACUUUGAGCCGCGAGCUAAUGGAAAUGCUGGCCAAUGGAGUGCCCGGGGCGGCUGAGGUCCUCAUGCAUGAGAUCAUACGUUUGGAGAAGCGUCAACGUUUGGCCGUGGAGCGGAAUGCCAAUAUGCGCCGCGAGCAAACCUGGGAGGAGAACGAUGAGGUGAAAACUGUGAUCAUCAGCAAACAGGUGGGCGAUGGCAUUGUGCAGGUGCCCCAGAAAAUGAUAUUGUAUUCCCUGUACGAGAAAAUGGCGCGCGAUGGCCAGGCCAAGGAUGUGAUCAUUGAUGCCUAUCAGCAGCGAUUGGCCCACAUGGAGAACAUCAUCAAAUUGAAAACGGAACGCAUCGAUGAGCUGCUCAUGCAGAUGGGCAAGUCGAUGGAGAAGAAACCCAUUAUGUCAUCGGGUACAUCGGGCACUGUGUUCAUAUACGAAGCAACGGAUCCACCACGUAGACGACAACCACCAGCUCCGGCUCCAUCUGCUGAGCAAUAGAAUCGACCUCUUGGAGCUCUUUUAUUUCAUCGAUCGGUUAGAAGUAUUUCAUCCGAACCGAAUCUCAAUCUGCUAUAUCAGAAUUAGAAUUUCAUGUGUUUCAACUGUGUUGUGUGUACUUCCUGUUAAAUCUAACUUAAUUAUUUUACAGUUCCUCGAGAAGUAAAUCAAAUUACUAAAUUAA
Molecule: messenger RNA, 1125 nt
Organism: Drosophila willistoni
Lineage: Eukaryota; Metazoa; Arthropoda; Insecta; Diptera; Drosophilidae
Product: sperm flagellar protein 1
Exons: 1
Coding region: 198-941 (247 amino acids)
Biological process (GO): regulation of cytoskeleton organization
Cellular component (GO): axoneme
Molecular function (GO): microtubule binding
Source: RefSeq, a predicted model, not a curated record